GGGAGUACCUUGUAGGCGUGAAUGUACAAAUUACACCCGCCGACGCGGCGCCAAGCUGAAGCCGCCCGAGAAAUUUCCUAGCCAAAAUCGAGGGGAGGAAACGCAAAACCCUAGCCCCUCUCGCCGCCGGAUUCCUCCGUCCGCAGCGCCCGUCUCCGCCCCCCUCGCCCCAGAGCAGUCCAGGCUUCUCGCUGCGCCGCUCGCUAGGUUCCACCACCAGCCAUGUCUUCUCAGGUUGACAGCCGCAGCCAAUCCGCCGGGAAGCGAGCGCGCACCGACGGCGGACGGCGUGAGGACGACUGGGUCUGCCCCAGCUGUAAGAACGUCAACUUCGCCUUCCGCACCACGUGCAACAUGCGCAACUGCAACCAGUCCAGGCCUUCAGAUCACACGAAGGCUAUGCAGAAGCCUAUGCAGACUCCACCCCAUUACGCCACGUCGGGGGGAUACAUGGGCCCAGGGACGCCGCCUUCGAUGUACCUCGGUGCGGGUGCACCCCCGUAUGCCUCCUCCCUCUUUAGUGGGCCUGCAAUGCCACGGUAUGGUAUUCCCCAGUUCCCUGGGGGUUCUGCGUAUCCAUAUGGCUAUGGUGGACGCAUACCGAUGGGGAGCCCCUACGGGCCGAUGCAUAUGACCGGGCCACCUCCUUAUUCCGGCGGCUCUAUGAUGGGAGCAGGUGGAAUGUACGGAAUGCCCAUGGACAGAUAUGGCUUGGCCUUGUAUGCCGGUCCUGGUGCAAUGGGCAUAAGGGCUGGCUCCUAUUCUGACGAGGGUUCCCAGAAGAAGCCUGCAGGAGCUGGGCACGAUAAUGAUUGGGAAUGUCCAAAUUGUCACAACAUCAACUUUGCCUUUCGUACAGUCUGUAACAUGAGAAAGUGCAACACACCAAGACCUGAAAAUCAGGGGUCCAAACCUGAUGGUUCAAGAGGCUCGAAACCAAAGAUGCCAGAGGGUAGUUGGAAGUGCGAACAGUGCAAUAACAUAAACUAUCCUUUCCGGACAAAAUGCAAUCGUCCUCAUUGUGGAGCAGAAAAGCCAUUGCAGACAAACAAUGCAAAUGAUUCGGCUACAGAUCAGGACAAUCAGGUCUAUUUUCCUGAAUCUUCAGUAUGGUCCUAAACUUCUGUGAUGUCUUUAUUUAGAACAUUAAGUUGCAUGCCGUAUUCGAUAUAGUAGUUGUUUUUAAUUAUUUUCUUGCCUUCAUGUUUGCUUGCACAUAGCUUGAUAUAUCAUGUCCUUACUGUUACAGUGAGUCCUAGAACAGUUAUGCGGGUCAAGAAGGUCCAGCGUCAUCAUCAAGGUUCAGUCUGAAUGUGUGGGGUCCAUCUGUGUCGAGUAGUCGCUGCUGUUGUUACAAGUUUCUUCGUCUUGAGACCUUAGUUGAGUCGGCGUCCUAAUGGUAAACGCGUUGGAGUUGACAAUGGAGUCUUGCGAUUCCUAAUUCAGAUUUUGAUCAAGAACAUCCAUUUGUUAAUUUGUCAUAUCCUGCUGAACUUGGUUACUUGUUUUUGUUACUGAUACUCGGGAAAAUGUCAUCUGUUAUGUGAAUUUCUCGCUGGCUGUCUGUCUUAGAUUGUCACUCGUCAGCUAUGAAGUAUCACUGCUGCUAAUCAUGUUUUCUCGGUUGGUUUUGUUAAGGCUGUGUUUCUGGUCUUUGUUUUCGAUUUGUGUCUGGUUUGGUAUUUGGUAUUUUAUUGUUUUUUUUCUGAAUGGCCAGUGAGGCGACCUUUUUACCUUCCAAAAGAAAAUUGUUACGCUUUUUAGCAAUUUAGCAUUUAGUCCUGGUAGGUUCUCUUUACCCAGGGGUAUUCCCUUCACAAUUUAUAUCUGCAUGGUGCUGUACUAAAAUAUGUUUAGGAAAGCAUCUUUCCCUGGUGGUUUCAUUUACUUGUAGUAACAGUUAGGUCUGAGAAACAAGUCAACAAUUCGCAUCGGUUGUCAUUAGAUUUAUAGUUGUGUCAGUGUUUUGUUAUAUUUUUUCUGUCGUCUGGCCCAAACUCAAAAUUUUGAUUUACCUGAACACGGUGUACUACCUCCUUAUGUCAACCUACCUUAACAUUUCUAUGGGGCUAUUCCAAUUUUCAUUAGGACUCUGAACACUUGCUUGAUUUAUCAUUCUAUUCAUUCAUGUGAUGCAAGCUGUGGUCCACAUGUGAAUGCCAUUCGUAAUGGAGAACAUGUGCGAAUGCUUGUGUGCCUUUGAAUGGUAAUGUAAAAUAAGCAUGUUGUUAAACUCUCUAGAGCUCGCCAAAUCUUGAUAUGUGCAUAACUGCAUAUGUUAAUUUUAUCAUGUUUUAUGUUCUCUGGAGCUUAGCAUAUUCAAGUUUUACCAAUCUCAUGUGUUUGGUUCAAAGAGAGGCUCCAUGGUGAAACAGCGACUCCAUGUGCAUCAUCACAUUGUAUUAGUUUUUGUCAUGUUACAUUACAAAGCUUUUAUCAAAGCUGCGACUACCACAUGAAUUUCAAGACAGCAGUGAGCAGACAGAGACGGAUCUUCGUGGUUAUGCUGCUGGAGUACCAGCAAGUUCUCACACCUUGCGAAUGGCAGCAUUCAGUGAGUUGAUGUGCUACCAUUCAUUUGCAUAAGGGUGAGAAAUUCGCGCCGGUGGAUAUCUUCUGUAAUGAGCAACUGAUAGCCAGCGUUGGCAAAGAAAUUGUAAAUGGUAAGAGCUUUGUGACGGUCAGGGGCCAGACUCUUGAUGUAACCAUUUUAAUAUUUAUUUGGAGUGGAUACUUUCUCGUUU
Messenger RNA from Phragmites australis (common reed), 2744 nucleotides. RefSeq names its product ranBP2-type zinc finger protein At1g67325-like. The coding region runs from base 223 to 1119 and encodes 298 amino acids. The record is from RefSeq and is a predicted model, not a curated record. NCBI's taxonomy places the organism in Eukaryota, Viridiplantae, Streptophyta, Magnoliopsida, Poales, Poaceae. The transcript has 9 exons.